AUGUCUUGCGCGGUCAAAGUGUCUUGCGCAACCUCAGUGGACGACGAUGUAACUCCAAUUCAUGAUACAUACAAGAUAGGACUGUUAUUGGCACCGAGCGCGCCGAUCAAGCUCUAUCGUGUAACCCUUCGCGCUCUACAGGAAGAAGUACAAACUGAGGGUCCAGAUCCUUGGGCUGACGCGAUCAUCGAUAGAGGAAGCGACAGAGGUUCCAGUCCGAUAAGCGAGGUCGAAGAGCUAAUUGGCAACGAUACGCCGUCUUCUACGAUAUGGUCUGCGUCGGUUUCAGAUGCCUCCGCCUGGACAACUCAAUCGAACAGUUCCUGGUCACAGACGCAGGCGACAAUUCUCGACAGUGCAACCUCAAUGACGUUGGGCGCUGAUGUCAAGGUCUCUGGUUCCAGUGAUUUCAAGGGUAACGGUGAUAGCUACAAACUCCCUCAUAGCCAAGCCCUCAAUAUGCCGCCUAUCAAGAUCGAAAACCGAAGUAACAGCGAAGUCUUCGAUAUUUUCUUUGAGAUCGAAGAUACCAAGGAUGCAAUUUUGGCUUUUGAGCCACGCAUCACGGCCGUACUACAGGUUGGCAACGAUCGAGAAAGACUGCGUAGCGUCGACCCGACAGCCGCCUGUCAACUCAGCUUCGAACUAGUCAUAUGGGCAAUGCCAGAAAGCUUCAUCUCACUAGGCGGCACCGAGCCCGUGAAGAUAAUAAGAACGUUCAAAGUCUAA
Fusarium redolens is the source of this 729-nucleotide messenger RNA. RefSeq lists its product as uncharacterized. The record is from RefSeq and is a predicted model, not a curated record. Bases 1 to 729 code for a protein of 242 amino acids. NCBI's taxonomy places the organism in Eukaryota, Fungi, Ascomycota, Sordariomycetes, Hypocreales, Nectriaceae. The transcript has 3 exons.